AUGGGGGUGGGGAGGAAGGUGUUUGCUUUCAUGGAGGAUAGUCUCAAAUCCAGACGGACUGAGGGAGGUCACUCCAAACGCAAAGGGCUGCGCGAAUACUUCGGCCAGUUCGGGCAUGUGAAGGAGUGUCUGGUGAUGCGGGACCCCCUGACCAAGAGAUCCAGGGGUUUCGGCUUCGUCACUUUCAUGGACCAGGCGGGGGUGGAUAAAGUGCUGGCGCAAUCGCGGCACGAGCUCGACUCCAAAACAAUUGAUCCCAAGGUGGCCUUCCCUCGGCGAGCACAGCCUAAGAUGGUGACUCGAACGAAGAAGAUCUUUGUGGGGGGGCUGUCAGUGAACACCACGGUGGACGAUGUGAAGCAGUAUUUUGAGCAGUUCGGGAAGGUGGAUGAUGCCAUGUUGAUGUUUGACAAAACCACCAACCGGCACCGAGGGUUCGGCUUUGUCACGUUUGAGAGCGAGGACAUUGUGGAGAAAGUGUGUGAGAUCCACUUCCAUGAAAUCAACAACAAAAUGGUGGAAUGUAAGAAAGCGCAGCCAAAGGAAGUGAUGUCGCCAACAGGCUCAGCCCGAGGGAGGUCUCGAGUCAUGCCCUAUGGGAUGGACGCCUUCAUGCUGGGCAUUGGCAUGCUGGGUUACCCGGGUUUCCAAGCCACGACCUACGCCAGCCGGAGUUACACAGGCCUCGCCCCCGGCUACACCUAUCAGUUCCCCGAAUUCCGUGUAGAGCGGACCCCUCUCCCGAGCGCCCCAGUCCUCCCCGAGCUUACAGCCAUUCCUCUUACUGCUUAUGGACCAAUGGCAGCAGCGGCAGCAGCGGCGGCUGUGGUUCGAGGGACAGGUUCGACUCCCAGCCGCACAGGGGGCUUCCUGGGGACCACCAGCCCCGGCCCCAUGGCCGAGCUCUACGGGGCGGCCAACCAGGACUCGGGGGUCAGCAGUUACAUCAGCGCCGCCAGCCCCGCCCCCAGUACCGGCUUUGGCCACAGUCUUGGGGGCCCCUUGAUUGCCACAGCCUUCACCAAUGGGUACCACUGAAACAGGGGACCAAUGGCAGGAGCACCCCAACCUGCAGCUGACUGAGGACCACGAGUGAGCCAGCGAGGGGGCGGGACACCUCAGCCGCAGCCUCCGCCCCCCCCCCCCGCAGCGACUCGGACCCUGCUACUGCCCCCCCUACUCCUCGGGCCUGGCCCCUGCCCUGCUGUCCUGCCAUCCACUGGUUCCCCUACUAACCUCCCCAUCUUCCGCCCUUAUCCCCCUCCCGACCUCCCCACUCCCUGCCCGC
Molecule: messenger RNA, 1288 nt
Organism: Tupaia belangeri chinensis (Chinese tree shrew)
Lineage: Eukaryota; Metazoa; Chordata; Mammalia; Scandentia; Tupaiidae
Gene: MSI1
Product: musashi RNA binding protein 1
Exons: 14
Coding region: 1-1038 (345 amino acids)
Biological process (GO): central nervous system development; regulation of translation
Cellular component (GO): cytoplasm
Molecular function (GO): mRNA binding
Source: RefSeq, a predicted model, not a curated record